Dibothriocephalus latus is the source of this 291-nucleotide messenger RNA. NCBI's taxonomy places the organism in Eukaryota, Metazoa, Platyhelminthes, Cestoda, Diphyllobothriidea, Diphyllobothriidae. The record is from the annotation of a GenBank genome assembly.
AUGGCGGAUACCGCUAAUGUCCCUAACGUAGAAGAUAAACAAUUUAUUUCUCUGGCACUGCGGGAAGAGGCACAACAGAGAAAGGCCGCAAUUGCGGAUCCUUUCCUGCCGGCCUAUGUUUCACCAACAGUAGAUACCACACGGAUGGAAACACAUGGUCUUCGGAAUGACCCUCCCCUACUUCCGAUACCAAUUCUGGCCAGCGAUGGUGACGUGAAAGCAAAAUUUAGAAAUCUGCGGGAACAUCUAAAAACAAUGCCCUUCUUCAUAAUCGACCCAAAGGGUAAGUAA